Molecule: messenger RNA, 855 nt
Organism: Hyaloperonospora brassicae
Lineage: Eukaryota; Oomycota; Peronosporomycetes; Peronosporales; Peronosporaceae
Source: the annotation of a GenBank genome assembly
AUGGAGCACUCGCACUCGGACCACAGUCACGACCACGACCAUGAUCACAGUCACGGCCACGGCCACGGCCACAGCCACGAGCAAAAGAUCGAUGGAGACGAGGCCGUCCGCCGCUUUACACAGAGCCGCGCCCGCACACCGACGCCGAGCGAAGAACAGCAGCUGCGUGAACAUGGCCACACGCACGAGCACAUGGAACACGCGGGUGUGUUCUACGAGCGCGAUGCAGCCAAGUCUGGGCGGGAUUGGACGCAGCGCGCGUUCACUGUGGGCAUCGGCGGACCCGUAGGCAGCGGCAAGACGGCACUGAUGCUGGCGCUGUGUCGCGCACUCAAGGACAAGUACAGUCUCGCCGCCGUGACCAACGACAUCUUCACGCGCGAGGACGGCGAGUUUCUCGUGCGGCACGACGCGCUGCCCGAGGAGCGUAUACGCGCUAUUGAAACGGGUGGCUGUCCGCACGCAGCCAUCCGAGAAGACAUUUCGGCCAACUUGCAGGCGUGCGAGGAUCUGACUGACGAGUUUGGUGCUCAGCUGCUGCUGGUGGAGUCGGGUGGAGACAAUUUGGCCGCUAACUUCAGCCGCGAGCUGGCGGACUAUAUCAUUUACGUCAUCGACGUGGCCGGAGGCGACAAGGUGCCACGUAAGGGCGGUCCAGGCAUCACCCAAGCAGACCUGUUGGUGAUUAAUAAGACCGAUCUCGCCCCCCACGUCGGUGCAGAUUUGGACGUAAUGGACCACGAUGCGAAGCGAAUGCGUGGCGAGGGACCGACAGUGUUCUCGCAGAUCAACCAGAGCAAGGGCGUCGAAGAGAUCAUCGAACACAUGGUCAAGGCGUGGAAGGCGAUCGUGUAA